Molecule: messenger RNA, 3119 nt
Organism: Poeciliopsis prolifica (blackstripe livebearer)
Lineage: Eukaryota; Metazoa; Chordata; Actinopteri; Cyprinodontiformes; Poeciliidae
Gene: b3galt8
Product: beta-1,3-galactosyltransferase 8
Exons: 1
Coding region: 175-1140 (321 amino acids)
Cellular component (GO): membrane
Molecular function (GO): N-acetyl-beta-D-glucosaminide beta-(1,3)-galactosyltransferase activity
Source: RefSeq, a predicted model, not a curated record
UAGCAGCAGCUGGAACUGUUUCCUGAGCUCAAAGGUCCUCCCUCUGCUUCACUCGGAUAUUGCGUCGCCUACAGAGGCUUUCCUGCUUCUCCGUGUCGGACCGGACCGGACUGGACAGGACCACGAGAAAAAGUUCGUGGGCGUGUCCGGUCUCGCGGCGGGUUUCUGGGAACCAUGAAAGCCUCGCGCCCGGAGGCGAUGCGGAUGUGGGUGAAGUUCCUCUGUGCCUCAGGUCUCCUGCUGCUCUCCGCUCUCUACCUCCUCGGUUCAGUCAGAGACACCGCCAAGAAGAAGCCACUUCCUGCGGAGGAGUACCGCCUCAUCUCCCCGCUCACCUACCGCUACCUCCUGAACCAGCCGCAGGUGUGCCAGGGCAGAAGUCCCUUUCUGGUCUUCCUGGUUCCGGUCGCUCCUCAGGAGGCGGAAGCCAGGCAGGCCGUGAGGAGGACAUGGGGGGCUCCAGGUAGGGACUCUCUCACCCUUUUCUUCUCGGGGCUGCCAAAAGGGGCGCUGCUGUCACCCCUUCAGAGGGUCCUGGAGAAGGAAAGUCAGCAGCAUGGAGACAUCAUCCAGAUGGACUUCUUGGAUAGUUACCAGAACCUGACGAUAAAGACGAUGAUGAUGAUGAAGUGGCUGGCGGACCACUGCCCCAACUCCUUCUAUGCCAUGAAGGUGGACUCUGACAUUUUCGUCAAUGUGUUUUACCUCAUCCAACGCCUCAGGAGCUCCCCCAGGGUGGGCUUCAUCACCGGGUCGGUGAUCUGGGAUGGCAGCCCAAGGAGGGACCCCAGCAGCAAGUGGUAUUUAUCUAAGGAGCUGUACCUCGAAGACGACUUCCCGCCUUACGUGUCUGGAGCUGGCUACGUGUUUUCCACAGACCUGGCUGCCAAGAUCUCCUGGGCCUCCAGGUUUGUGCGGGUCAUUCCUCUGGAGGACGUCUACGUGGGCUUGUGUCUGCGCGUGCUGGGGGUCCGGCCAGUGUACUCCUACAGUCUGCCACGCUUCAGAAAUCUUUUUGAGGUGCGAAAGCUGGAGUAUGACAGGUGCACCUUUGCCGAACUCAUCAUUGUGAACAAGUUUAAGCCAGCAGAGCUGCUGCGAAUGUGGCAGGACUUUUCUGAAGGCCAGGCUGACUGCUGACCGCCUGCACUGGAACCAACUAAUAGCUGGCUGGAAAGGAUAAAAGCCAUAAAAAAUUCUGAUAUUCAUUUAAAUGUGUUGACAGGGGUAUUUAAUGUGUUUGAAAUAGAAUAAGGAAUGAUGAGGUGAACAAAAGCCAUUUAAAAUGAAUCCACUCCCAAGUUCUGGGGCUUGAAUUGCAACUUUUCUCAGUGUGACUCAUUGUGUGACCGGUAAGUCAGCGUGCCUUCCUCCCGUUGCAGGUGUGUUUAUUUUACAGCAAAGACUGGAACAAAGAUUCCUUAUGGAGAUGACCUACUACCUGUUGCAUUACCUCCUGAUGAGGUGUGUGCCUUUUGUCUGGGUAUGAUCCUGUGUUUAAGUGCCUGAGUGACGGAUUGCAGUCGGGUUCUGGGCCUCAUGGCAGAAUAUGUUCAAAUAGUUUCCUUUAUCAUCCAAUUGUUCUCUGAAUUUAUUUGUCUUUGGUGUUUUUGUUCUCUAGUUAUGUGUUGUGACUGAAUCCUUUCAGUGACUGUAACACAAACCAACAGAUUAGGACUAUUUACCUGAGCCAUACAGACACAUGUUUUCACAGCUGACUGAAGAACAUAGGAAAAUGACUUCAUCACAGUGAAGCGUACUCUUUCUUGGUGGGUAGAAAUAGACACACAGUUGCCAAACAAACAAAAAGUGAAAAGGAUUAAAAAAUAGCAGAUGGAGUGUAAAGACCAACACUCAUUUCACACAGAGCUGAUCAAUAUGUAGAAACAUAGUUAUCAUCACAGUGUGUACAGUACUGCAAAAACAAAACACUGCUCUGAUGCAAUACUUCGGAGAAGUGUGAUGUGUUCUCUCUUUGAAUGCACACACCACAUCAGGCUCAAGGGGAAGAAAUUGUGUGUGUGACGGUGAAGAAAGAAAAGUGACCUGAGAGUUAAGACAAGCUUAGACCUGCUGCUGGUGUAAAGUAGAGCUGCUCAGUUUAGAAACUUGCAGUCACUAUCUCAGUGUUUGCUGCUUGGAUGCAAUAUGUGAUGACAUAUAUUUUUGGUGGAAUAAAAUUCUCCUUUUCAAUAAUAUAUUAGGUCAGUUUGAUGGUCUUUCAUUGUGUUUCAUUAACACACAUGAUGCUAAAGCUCAAGGAGAACAAUAAGGACUUUGUGAUGAUGCAAAAACUAAGAAAUGGGUGAAGAAAAUAUAGCUUAAUAACAGGCAUACUUAUUAUGGCAACAGAAAUAUCUCUGCUUCCUGCGAUUUGAAUCCUUUAGGAGCUGUCCCUCCCCAACCAGUUGCUGCCCUAUGUUAGUAAGCAGUAAAAUAUAUUUUUAAACAACAAAAACAAAUGUGACUCUCUGAAAAUAUUAAAACAAUUAGGCCAUGAUAAACAUUUAUAUUUUUAUAUUUAUAUUUUGCCCCACAGAUUUUGUCUUUCUUGAAGCAGAGCUGAUAAACAUUAUUAUUCUUGCAUGAGGCCCAGCAUAUUAAAACAAUCUGAGAAAUUCUAUCUGUCUGAAUAUUUCAACAUACCUGCUGUAAUAUGAGGUUUGGUGCCUGCGUUUGCAUUUACUGAAUAUUCAGAUGCUGUACUCAGAGGUCUAUAAAAACAACCAGCAGGUGGCGGUGUAAUACAAAUGAUAAAAUGGAGAUUGCUGAUUCAUAUCAUUUGUUGACCUGCAAGUUAUGCCUUAGAUAGUUUAAUGAAAAGAAAAUCUGUAUUGUUAUUGUGUGUAUGUGUGCUGUAAACCAAACUGCUUCAUGACUUUAUACCUCAGUAUUUUCAGCAGCUCUCAUUCAGUUUCUUAAUGAAGGAACAUCGUCAUCUGUGAUUGGCUGCUGUUCUGCUCUGACCAGGAGGUCUGCUGAUAAGUGUUGUUUCCUAACUCACCAAAUAAAUGCCUCAGGAACAUUUUAAAAACAGUUUUCUUCAAGUUUCUGCCUUGGCAGAGUAAAGUUGUGCCUGGUUGAUAAAUACAAGUGUAAAUAAAUGGAACUGUGCAUAA